UUUUUUUUUUCUCAACCCUUUGCAAUAUGGCUGACCAAACCACUCAAAGAAAGAGAACUUUCCGCAAGUUCAGUUAUCGCGGUGUCGAUCUCGAUCAAUUGUUGGAUUUAUCUUCUGAACAAUUCAUGGACUUGGUCCACUGCCGUGCUCGCAGACGAUUCCAACGUGGUUUGAAGCGCAAGCCCAUGGGUCUUAUCAAGAAGCUUCGUAAGGCUAAGACUGAAGCCCCCUCUGGUGAAAAGCCUGCCACUGUCAAGACUCACUUGCGUAACAUGAUCAUUGUCCCUGAAAUGAUUGGUUCCAUUGUUGGUGUUUACAACGGUAAGACUUUCAACCAAGUUGAAAUCCGUCCUGAAAUGGUUGGUCACUACCUCGGUGAAUUCUCCAUCACCUAUAAGCCUGUUCGUCACGGUCGUCCCGGUAUUGGUGCCACUCACUCUUCUCGUUUCGUUCCCCUCAAAUAGAAAGAUUACUUCACAUUUUCUUUCUUUAUUAUUUCUUUAUUUUAUUAUUUUGAUUCAAUAAAAAGAAAUCUUCACCAUUUUGAUCGAC
Molecule: messenger RNA, 552 nt
Organism: Halteromyces radiatus
Lineage: Eukaryota; Fungi; Mucoromycota; Mucoromycetes; Mucorales; Cunninghamellaceae
Product: ribosomal protein S15e
Exons: 3
Coding region: 27-464 (145 amino acids)
Biological process (GO): ribosomal small subunit assembly; translation
Cellular component (GO): cytosolic small ribosomal subunit; ribosome
Molecular function (GO): structural constituent of ribosome; RNA binding
Source: RefSeq, a predicted model, not a curated record